AUGCCUGAAUCUCGUAAAUUCUUUGUCGGUGGGAAUUGGAAAAUGAAUGGUAGCCUUUCAGAUAAUGACAAGUUGAUUCAAAUUCUGUCUGAAGCUCAGUUUGGCGAAAAUAUAGAAGUCUUGGUGGCCCCACCGUCUAUCUAUCUGCGUGAAGUCCGGGCUCGUUUGAAGAAAAAUAUACAUGUUGCUGCUCAAAACUGCUACAAACUCCCAAAAGGCGCUUUUACUGGUGAAAUUAGCCCCGCAAUGAUAAAAGAUGUUGGUUGUGAAUGGGUAAUACUUGGUCAUUCAGAAAGAAGAAACAUUUUUGGCGAACCUGAUGAGCUUAUUGCCGAAAAAGUUCAACACGCCAUUGCAGAAGGCUUAAGCGUCAUUGCAUGCAUUGGUGAAACAUUAUCAGAACGUGAAGCUAAUAAAACAGAAGAAGUAUGUGUAAGACAGUUGAAAGCAAUCGCAAACAAAAUAAAGUCUGCUGAUGAAUGGCAAAGAAUAGUUGUUGCCUAUGAACCUGUAUGGGCUAUUGGUACAGGUAAAGUUGCCACACCUACACAAGCACAAGAAGUUCAUAAUUUUCUAAGAAAAUGGUUAAAAUCUAAUGCACCAGCUGGUGUUGAUGAAAAAUUACGCAUUAUAUACGGUGGCUCAGUGACUGCUGCUAAUUGUAAAGAAUUAGCUCAACAACCUGAUGUCGAUGGAUUUUUAGUCGGUGGUGCUUCAUUGAAACCAGAAUUUAUCGACAUUUGUAAGGCUAGAUAA
Messenger RNA from Trichobilharzia regenti, 756 nucleotides. The record is from the annotation of a GenBank genome assembly. NCBI's taxonomy places the organism in Eukaryota, Metazoa, Platyhelminthes, Trematoda, Strigeidida, Schistosomatidae.